This is a messenger RNA of Cucurbitaria berberidis CBS 394.84, 939 nucleotides long. RefSeq lists its product as uncharacterized. The transcript is spliced from 2 exons. The coding region runs from base 1 to 939 and encodes 312 amino acids. Lineage: Eukaryota; Fungi; Ascomycota; Dothideomycetes; Pleosporales; Cucurbitariaceae. The record is from RefSeq and is a predicted model, not a curated record.
AUGAAAAUCGGCCUUUUCCUGCUGUGUAUUGCGCAGAUCGCGACUGUACUGGCACUUGACUUCCCAUCUGUCUUCGAUUACAGCCAACUACCGUCUUGCGCGCGUAAUUGCAAGAUACUCGAGACCUCGGAGCUGAACUGCGUUCCUCCUACUGCCCCGUCCUCGAGUCAAGCAACUUACGUUGAUUGCCUCUGUCAGUCUGAGUAUCUUCGAAGCCUUCAUGCCAAUGGCGAGAUAUGCCAUGAUGUCUGCGACGAGAAAGAUGAUCUGGCCAUUUACCACUCUUACAAUUCCAUCUGCAACACACCAAACCGAGCACCGACAACAAGUACGACCCCUACUGUCACCCCGAGCUCCUCUCCAGUAGCUGGCACGAGUGAUACCGCGACUUCUACACCCACUAAGGAUGGUCAGGACAAACUGAACCAUCAGGGUACAUGGUUCCGUCGCAACUGGAAGUACAUCCUGCUAGCCAGCUUCCUCACUCUCAGCAUCUUCUCCAUCCUUCUCAGUCUAGCCUAUUGCUAUCGCCGCAAGCAGCGGAAGUCGAAUCUCGAAAAUUCUAGAAAGCGCAACGGUCUAAUACCCCUCCAACUUGUCCCUUCCCAAUCGAUCCAACCACUGCGUUCUGAUGAUCGAUCCGACUGGCCCUUGAGAAGUCCCAGCUCUGCUGGCCCGAGGACGUACGACCUCGGCGGCCCUUCAAUCUCUUCGCCGCACGCACCUCCAACGUCAAGUUAUAGCUUAAGAAAUUCGCCUAGCAGGAAGCAGGAGUCACUCAUUGGCCAGAAAGAGAGAAUUAUCAGGAGGAGCUCAAGGACGGUGGCAGGAGCGCAGCUGAGGUCUUUGGAGGAUACCGAACGUUUGAUCCAGGAAAGGAUGAGAAAUACGGGUGGACCAGGUAUUCCGCUCCCUCCAAGGUCGAAGAUUCAGCACUAG